Messenger RNA from Kluyveromyces lactis, 2469 nucleotides. RefSeq names its product Mpt5p (gene MPT5). NCBI's taxonomy places the organism in Eukaryota, Fungi, Ascomycota, Saccharomycetes, Saccharomycetales, Saccharomycetaceae. The record is from RefSeq and is a predicted model, not a curated record. The transcript has a single exon. Gene Ontology annotation, biological process: post-transcriptional regulation of gene expression. The coding region runs from base 1 to 2469 and encodes 822 amino acids. Gene Ontology annotation, molecular function: mRNA binding. Gene Ontology annotation, cellular component: cytoplasm.
AUGCAAUUCCAUCAUCAACCCCAACUGUCAGUUAACUCUGUUCAAUCUGUCAUUGAGCCAGUGACUCCGCCGUUGGGCCAGAUGAACUCUAAGAAUAACCAUCAAAGAACACAUUCUUUGGAUUUGUCUGGAUUCAACCAAUUCAUUUCCAACACUUCUCCUCUGAAUGUCAAUACAAUGUCACCGCUGAGUACGAUUUCUGCCACGACAUCCGUGUCAACGGCUGCGUCUAGUUCUGCCAAUGCGAAAAAUCGUAUGAAAUCGUUGCCCUUGAUCAAUGAAUUCGAAUCCAUCUUACCUCCGGGAGGUUCUGCAGCUGCUGAUUUAACGUCAUUGACUUCAACUGCUUCUUCACCAAAUGGUUCCACUAGUACAUCUCGUGGGACUGGCGCACGCGGGAAUACAGUGUCGUCAAGUGGUGGUAAUACUGGAUCGAACGCAUCAUCAGCAUCGUCUUCAUCAGCGUCAUCAUCUACUGCGACAACUUCUGCAGUGACUUCCAUGAACGAUUUGCAUAAUAUCCGAUUGAAGGACUUGGAUUACGUGAAAUUGUCUACAGACCAAUACGGUUGUAGAUUCUUGCAACGAAAGUUGGAAACUCCUCAAGAAUCGGAUCAAGUGAGAGAUUUAAUCUUCGAGAAUGUCAACAAUUUCUUCUUGGAUCUAAUUUUGGAUCCAUUCGGUAACUAUUUGAUUCAAAAGCUAUGUGAUUAUUUGACAACUGAUCAGAAAACCGCAAUGAUUAAAGAUAUCUAUCCCUCUGUAUUCCAAAUCUCCAUCAAUCAAUAUGGUACCAGAUCCUUGCAAAAGAUCAUUGAUACCGUUGAGACCCAAGAACAUAUAGAUAUGAUCAUUAGGGGAUUUUCUCAGGAGCAUACAUCAAUUGAACAGGUAGUCACUUUGAUUAAUGAUUUGAACGGUAAUCAUGUCAUUCAGAAAUGUAUCUUCAAAUUCCAACCAGCAAAUUUUGAUUUUAUCAUUGACGCCAUUGUCAAUAACGAUAACAUCAUUACCAUCUCAACUCACAAACACGGGUGUUGUGUACUGCAAAAAUUGUUGAGUGUUUGUACUCUGCAACAGAUUUUCAAGAUUUCUGUCAAGAUAAUUCAGUACUUGCCCUCCUUGAUCAACGACCAAUUCGGUAACUAUAUUAUCCAGUUCUUGUUCGAUAUCAAGGAGUUGGAUUUCUACCUGUUAGGCGAAACUUUCAACAAAUUGUCACAAAAGUUGUGCCAGUUGUCCUGUUUAAAGUUUUCUUCAAACGUUGUUGAGAAAUAUAUAAAGAAGUUGUUUGCCAUUGUGAUGAAUUAUGUGUCCAACACAGCAACUACAUCUACAUCAACAGCGGCUUUGAAUCCACAUGACAGAGUCGAUGAUGGGGAUGAUGUUGUUAACGCUUCCAUGGGUAUUCUUUUGGUAAUUGCUGAUAUCUUCAUGGCUAACAUUACUUCUUUGAUAAGAGACAACUAUGGUAACUACGCAUUGCAAACUCUUUUGGACGUCAGAAACUAUUCAGCUAUUCUAGAACAUCCAAGAAAUAACAUUGUGUACAAUAAUCCUCGGCUAGCAAGUUUCAGUCAUGAGUUCACUGCCAAGAUCAGUAACCUCAUUGUAAUCACCAAGGAGCUGUUGCCAAGUAUCAAAAACACAUCAUACGCGAAGAAGAUCAAAUUGAAGGUAAGAGCAUACACGGAACUUACAGGAAUCACAUUUGAUGAUGUAACUCCAACAAAGAAAAAGGUUAAUGAACCAUUCCGUCAACAAAACAAGCACCAUUCUCGCAACUUUUCUCUGCCUUCCAAUGCAUAUCUGAACAACAGGAACAAUGGUCCAGGUAACAAUAAUACCAAUAACCAUCAAUUCCAAAGAAACACUAACUUCCACAAUAAUAUAAACACCGGCGGUGAUAAUAGCAGCAACCAUCACCACAAGAAGAAAAACAGCAUUCAACAACAGAUGACACUCCCACCUUAUCAACAGAAUGUUCCGCAGAUGCCAAUGGCUUCUCAACAUGAUUAUUCAAUGCAAACACAACAGCCACCGCCAUUUCAACAGUUGCAACCACCGGCACCGGAACAUCAACAACCUCAUCUUGAUCAGUAUUUGAACAAUCAAAGCAUGCAGCAACCAUUAUUAAUGAACUCCAAUUUGCAUUUCUCCUCAAAUAAUGUUGCUAACAUGCCAGCUCCGAUGUACAUGGACUCACAAUACCCAACACCACAAUCAAAUAGCUCUAUGAUGUAUGGGUUCCCAACUCCAAGUCAACCAGGGUUGACUUCCAAUAUGUCCCAAUCAUCAUUUGUAUCUUUACCGGGAAUUCUCAAUGGAUCUAAUAUGGUUCCAAUGUCGGAUUCACAAUCGAAUACCCCUCCAAACGGGAUGCCCCCACGCUCCUCCUCCAAUAUAAUGCAGCAUAACAGAAAUGUCAGCUUUCCAAUGUUUGGUGACAAUUCCACAUAUUUCAAUUAA